This is a messenger RNA of Penicillium subrubescens, 1650 nucleotides long. RefSeq lists its product as uncharacterized. The record is from RefSeq and is a predicted model, not a curated record. NCBI's taxonomy places the organism in Eukaryota, Fungi, Ascomycota, Eurotiomycetes, Eurotiales, Aspergillaceae. Gene Ontology annotation, biological process: transmembrane transport. The transcript is spliced from 2 exons. Gene Ontology annotation, molecular function: transmembrane transporter activity. Bases 1 to 1650 code for a protein of 549 amino acids.
AUGUCUGCUGGAACAAAGGAAGAUGAGCUGCCAGUAGUGUGGAAACCUAGCUGGCAGCUCAAGUGUAUAUUCGCCGUCGUCGGUUUAUUAAACUUUGUCGCUGCUCUUGAUGCGACGUCUGUCUCAGUCUCUCUGCCGACUAUCUCCCAUGACCUUGGCGGCACAGCAACCCAAGCCUUCUGGGCUGGAACAUCCUUUCUAGUCACAUCAUGUGUAUUCCAACCCGUCUUCUGUCUCGCAUCUGAGAUCUUCGGCCGCAAAUAUAUUCUGUUUCUUGCUGUGGUUGCAUUCACAGUCGGCUCAAUUCUCGCCGCCGUUGCACAUGCCUUCACCCUGCUACUCGUUGGCCGCUCGAUCCAGGGUGUCGGCGGAGGAGGUAUAAUGGCACUCACGGAGGUACUCAUCGCGGAUCUGGUUCCUUUAAGGGAGAGAGGUAAAUGGUUCAGUAUUCGAUCUGGAACAUGGGCCUUGGGGACAGUUACUGGUCCCUUGAUCGGCGGCGCCUUCACACAGUCGGCUGCGUCUUGGAGAUGGAUCUUUUGGAUCAACCUGCCCUUCUGCGGACUCGGGCUAGUCUUGGUUCCUAUCUUCCUGAAACUGCAAAGAGCCCCAAUUCCGCUACGAGAGAAUCUUGCCAAAGUCGAUUACAUUGGGAUCGUCUUGUUUGUAGCCUCCUUGGCUUCAAUCUUGAUCCCACUUACUUGGGGCGGCAUCAUGUACCCUUGGAACUCGUGGCAUACUCUCGUUCCUCUGCCACUCGGCGUGGCUGGCCUAGUUGGCUUCGCUGUCCAUGAGAAAUUCGGCGCUGCUCAGCCUCUAGUACCGCUCGUUAUAUUCAACAACAUCACCCAGUCCGUCACCUACGCGGGCACAUUCCUUCACGGCAUGAUCCUUUGGGCCAUUGUCUACUACCUGCCACUGUACUAUGAAGGAGCCCUCGGUUACAGUCCUGUUAUCUCCGGGUUGGCUCUAUUCCCCGAGUCUCUAACAGUAGCGCCCAUCUCGGUGAUUAUCGGUAUCAUCGCCGCCAAGGUCGGAAGCUACAGGUGGGCCAUAUGGUCUGGAUGGCCAAUUACAGCCCUGGGCAUUGGCCUAAUGUGUUAUUUGGAUGCGAAGUCUAGCAUUCCCCAGUGGGUAUUCAUCAAUUUGGUGGUUGGCAUUGGGCUGGGUAUCCUCUAUCCUACUGUUAUGCUCGCCGUCCAAGCCGCCGCAGAUCCAGAAUACCUGACCAUUUCUGUUACCAUGACACCUUUCUUCCGAGUUCUUGGGCAAGCAGUUGGUGUCGCAGUCGGAGGCGUGGUAUUCCAGAACCGCAUUAAACUUGAGUUUGGGCACUACCCAGAGCUUGGCCGUUCGGCAGCUACGUACGCACAAGAUGCAUCUAGCCUGGUGCAGUAUAUCAAGACCCUGCCAAGGGAUGGCGCGGAGCGGGAAUUGAUUGAAAUGUUAUAUGCAAAGUCUCUGACCAUCGUCUGGGCUGUGAUGUGCGGGGUUGCGGGACUGGGUAUGGUUACAGCGAUUUUCACCAAGGACUAUACUUUGAAUCAGGCUUUUACCUCUAAGCAAGGGCUCGAAAAGUCGCCUUCUCCUGGAGCUAAGGCUGAUCCAUCCACGACUCCACUAGAGGAAGGCCAAAGUGAUGUGCAGUGA